This is a messenger RNA of Monascus purpureus, 826 nucleotides long. Lineage: Eukaryota; Fungi; Ascomycota; Eurotiomycetes; Eurotiales; Aspergillaceae. The record is from the annotation of a GenBank genome assembly.
UCCAGCUAGCUCAACCGAGAGAAGAAUACUGAAGUUUUCCAUCAUUUUUUAGCACACCAUACAAUUUACAGACAAACAAUUAAUUCAAUAUGGCGGAGGUCACUGAGUCAGGCCCCGCUGAGCCCCAGGCGAGACAUGUCCUAUACUGUGGAGUUUGCAGUUUACCGCCGGAGUAUUGUGAAUUCGGUGGAAUGGUCAAAAAAUGCCAGGAAUGGCUAAAAGACAACCAUCCGGACAUGUACGAGCGCUUAUAUUCAGAGGGAGCUCUUAAUGCCAAUCUCUCUACUCUCUCGGUAUCCGUUCGUGAACGCGCAGCCAAAGACGCAGCUAAAAAGGAAGCGAAGGCAGCCCUGGCAGAGGCUCGCGAUGCGGAACGCAAAGCAGCUGCGAAGGUCCAGAUUAAACGGGUUGAGCGUAAUAAGCGCAAAUUUGUCACCGUCAUUACGGGCUUGGAAGUCCACGGGCUGGAGAAUAAGAAGGUAGCAAAAGAACUUGGCAAGAAGUUCGCUACUGGCUCUUCAGUGACCAGGGCACCAGGUGGAAUUGAAGAGAUUACAGUGCAAGGUGACUUGAGCGGUGAGAUAGAAGAGUGGCUGUUGGAUGUAUACGGGAAGGAAAUCCCCGAAGCAAAUAUUGAGUUGGUGGAGGAUAAGAAGAAGAAGGGCGGUAGCUGAAUGCUGAAAGGAACUAUUCUUGGACAGACUCGAAAUGAUGUUCAUUGCAUGUUGGGUAUCACGAAAGAGCUUGUAGUCUAUAGAUAUUACCUAGGAAAAGAAAAAACGAUGAGUGGAAGGACGAGGGCCGGCCCCCGUCGGAGUUCCACCAA